This is a messenger RNA of Entelurus aequoreus (snake pipefish), 1629 nucleotides long. RefSeq names its product myogenic factor 5 (gene myf5). Bases 701 to 1390 code for a protein of 229 amino acids. Gene Ontology annotation, biological process: positive regulation of myoblast differentiation; muscle organ development; regulation of transcription by RNA polymerase II. The transcript has 4 exons. Gene Ontology annotation, molecular function: DNA-binding transcription factor activity, RNA polymerase II-specific; protein dimerization activity; RNA polymerase II cis-regulatory region sequence-specific DNA binding. The record is from RefSeq and is a predicted model, not a curated record. NCBI's taxonomy places the organism in Eukaryota, Metazoa, Chordata, Actinopteri, Syngnathiformes, Syngnathidae.
AACAGCGCCGCUCAGAAGCCGCCGAGCGCCACUGCGCAUGCGGAGCUCCGCGGCUUUUCUGGUCGUUUUUAGCUUUGCCCCCGCUGUUGUUCCAGGAGGGGACGCGCAUUUGAUCCCCGCCCGCCGCCGAUGUCUUCUUCAGCUGUGCGGGAGCAAUUCGGGUGGCUCGGCGUGUUGUUUUAGCUGGCGUAAAGAAGAAGGUGCUAAUGGCGACCCAAACACCUCUGCUGGUGAGCUCCGAGGUGUUUGCCGCUGCGACGCAAACCGGCCGGGCUUGAAAUGUUACACCUUCUCCCCGCUGCAGCUGGGCCGCAUCUGCAACGCCACUGCCGCCGCCGCCGGCGGAACAAUUGGCCGGCGCGCUCUCCCGCCACGUUAGAGCGGCGAGGAGUCCCCAUUAAUGUCUUCACAACGUUCACCUUUUUGAAAGGAUGAGGGAGACCCAUGUGGGCCCUGAGAGCACACACAGCGAGCAGUCAGAGCAGAUGUGGGAAUCUCUGCAGGGUACUGGGGGGUGAGAUGUUGGGAUGGGCCUUGUGGCCGAGCCUGUGGGCUAUGGUAAUUAGAUCUGGCCAAUGUGGGCCCUGGGCUCAGGCCUCAGGGGCAUAAAAGGGGGGCUCAGGGCAGCAGAGCCCUCACAUCACUCAGAGGUUGCCUCUCUGCCCCCCACUCCUCAAGCAUCCCUCGCAGCUUCCACGCCAUGGACGUCUUCUCGCCGUCGCAGCUCUACUACGACAGCGCCUGCGCUUCCUCCCCGGACCCCCUGGACUUCGGCGGCGAGCUGGCCGGCUCGGACGAGGACGAGCACGUCCGCGUCCCCGGCGCCCCGCACCAGCCGGGCCACUGCCUCCAGUGGGCCUGCAAGGCCUGCAAGCGCAAGUCCAGUUUCGUGGACCGCCGACGGGCCGCCACCAUGCGGGAGCGGCGGCGCCUGAAGAAGGUCAACCACGCCUUCGAGGCCCUGCGCCGCUGCACCUCGGCCAACCCAAGCCAGCGCUUGCCCAAGGUGGAGAUCCUGCGCAACGCCAUCCAGUACAUUGAAAGCCUGCAGGAGCUGCUGCGCGAGCAGGUGGAGAACUACUACAGCCUGCCAGGGGAGAGCGGAUCGGAACCGGGGAGCCCGUUGUCCAGCUGCUCUGACGGCAUGGCGGACAGCAACAGUCCAGUGUGGCAUCAGAUGAACUACAGCGGAUUCCCUUACACUAACAACGGAAGUAUGUUGGACAAAGCGGCGGUCGGCACGUCCAGCCUGCAGUGUCUCUCCAGCAUCGUGGAGCGUCUGUCCACGCCGGAGCUCGUCCCUCGGGCCGUGUCGUCGCCCGCAUGCUCAAACUCGCAGCCCUGCACGCCGGGCAGCCCCGGCGUCGGGCCCGUGUACCACGUCCUGUGAGGGGCACUUUUUGUACAGCACAUGAGAGUGUAAAUAUCCAAUGUAAAUGCUCAUUUAUUCACUGUCUGCUUAUACACACAUAUUUAAUGUCAUGUUCAUUAAAUAUUUCACUGUUUUGUAUCAUCAUCUACUUUCAAUUUUAUUUAGAAUUUAGUGGGCUCAGCAUGAACAUGAUCUUUUACUGAAAAAAAAAAGAGUUUAAAACGCGACUAAAUGAGACAAACAAGCGGCACAAAAAG